UUUGAAGGCAUCGACGAGGUUGCCAUAAUUAUCACACUUCUCGUCGCACGAGCAACGAAAUGUUCAUAAGCACAUUCGACCAGAAGAAGAUGAAUUUGGCACGCGACAGAUUUGGCAGGCGUCGGUAAAAUAUUCGAUGCGCUAGGGGCCAAGUUGCAGGACACAGUGGAGGCCGUUCGACUUGAGCUGGAUCGGCGGCAGAUGCCAGAACCUUGACAUUGCUCGCUGCGGGAGAACGAGCGAGCGAGACGACAAGACUCGGGAUAAUCUGGGCUUCGAUCCAAUGAGGCCGGUCGUCGCGCUGGAAUUUCCCAACCAGUUUACCGCAUUCGAUUAGGCGUUAAAACAGGCGGACGGCGAUGGCGUGAGUUCGACGGUGUGCACUUUAGAGUUGGUUCGGAUUCCGAGCUUUCGGUUCCGCAGGUUGACCUCUCUCUGGUUCUCUUGCUCUCUCUGCCAAUUCUGCAUGGUCUUGCUCGUGACGAGAUGGUGUGAGAGCGAGUGCUCAUGUCUCGUUGGAUUUGUAGAUGAGUUUUACGAUUCGGUGACCCAGAACCCUAGAUUUCAGUGGAGCACGGCCGGCCUCGGUUUGCGAAUUAGAGAUUGGCUGCUGUAAGAGAAUUGGCGAAGCGUGUGCUGCACGAGAUGGAGGAUUUGGACGAUCUUUUGGACAGUGCUCUGGAUGAUUUCAAGAAGGUCGAAAUCUCCAAGCCUUCGCCCAAGGCAAGUGGAAAGGAAAGUUUAUCAAAACAGAAGUCAGCAGUACGAGACAGUGACGGGUCUGGACCUUCUGUUUCAGAUGGAAGUACGGGAGCAAACCUAGGACAAGGGUUAGGGCUUGGAUUGCCAGCAUUGACACCGGGCAAGAAGAAAUCCUCUGGAAAUAAAAUUGGUUCAUCGUCCCAAACUGGUGCAACAAGCUCAGGAACUUCGAAGCAAAGUAGCUGGACUCGUGACAAGUCGGCCCCUCAGAGACCCCUAUCAGCGACGCUGGACAUGCUUCAGCAGCAAACCCGGGAGACAAUGGGAAAUAUCGACGUUGCGGAUAAAGAUGAGCUUAUGGGAGAGGAGCUGGUGGAAAACCUGAUGAAGCAAUUUGAGGAUUUAGGUGGAUCUCAGGACAUGCAAUCUAUUAUGGAUACAAUGAUGCGCCAACUGCUAUCGAAAGAAGUACUGCAUGAACCUAUGAAAGAGAUAGGUGAGCGUUAUCCUGAAUGGCUGGCUGCGAACAAGUCUCAGCUGAGCCAAGAGGACUAUAGCCGCUACACGAGGCAGCAUCAGUUUAUCUUGCAGCUGUGUGAUGUGUACGAGGCCACACCCGAUGAUUUUCCGAAGAUCAUGGAGCUAAUGCAGAACAUGCAAAACUGUGGCCAGCCACCGAGUGAUAUCGUCAAGGAACUUGCUCCUGGCCUAGAUCUGGAUCAAGACGGACUGCCCAUGCUUCCGGACUUCGGAGCAGUCGGGGGUAGCGGUCAAACAAACUGCAGUAUUAUGUGACAGGGACCACGAGCUUUUCUACAAACAGCUGUGGAUAUUGUAUGCAAUCCCUCCCAUUGAUGCCGCUAGCAGCCAAGUAAAAGGCCAGAGACUAAUGUUUGUUGUAAGUCAGAUGUGCCUGUACUGUGCAAUUUGGAUGGUUUCUCACUCAGCAGGGGUUCAUGCUGGGGCGGAAGGAGUUGUAAUUCUGUUACUGUAUGUGGUUUAACCAAGUUGAACAUUUCACAGUAGGAACAUAUUCUGGCCACUUCAACAAACGUUUGCAGAAUAGUUGUCCAAGGUAGCUUAGAUACUACCUCGAUUGAUAGGCCCUCCGAGCCAACUGGGUUGAUAGAGACUAGAACCUAGAUUCAAGCAUGUAGAAAGUGAUUUGCUCUUCACAAGUGGAGCAUAUUGGGUUAUAAAUUGUAAUCGCGGAAUUUAGUUGUACCAUGAGAAAGGUGUUGAUGAAGUGGUGAACAUACCUCUCGUUGGUUCAGAUGAGAAAAGUCCUGAUAUGAGUUAUGUCCUGCUGUAGAGUGUGCACGGCGCAUGUACAUUUAUUCUGUGAAUUGGAAAGGUAUUUGUCA
Molecule: messenger RNA, 2066 nt
Organism: Marchantia polymorpha subsp. ruderalis
Lineage: Eukaryota; Viridiplantae; Streptophyta; Marchantiopsida; Marchantiales; Marchantiaceae
Source: the annotation of a GenBank genome assembly